Molecule: messenger RNA, 881 nt
Organism: Arabidopsis lyrata subsp. lyrata
Lineage: Eukaryota; Viridiplantae; Streptophyta; Magnoliopsida; Brassicales; Brassicaceae
Exons: 5
Coding region: 286-738 (150 amino acids)
Source: RefSeq, a predicted model, not a curated record
GGCAAAACAGAUAAAAAAAAAUAAUUUCUGGAAACUCUGCCGAUUCUUCUUCGAUCCCUACUAUCCUCCGCGAUUUCUUCUUCGAUCCAUUUCUUCUGUGUAGAUUCGAUCCCAUCUCUCCUCCGCCGAUUCUUCUUCGAUCCAUUUCACCUCUCCAUUUGAUUUUCUGGUCUCUGUCUUUCUCUGAUUUGAUUUUGAUUUGAAGAACGGUUUCUGUUGGAAACGAGUGGGUACUCUUGAUAACAAGUUCAGUGCUUAUUGGAUGAGGUUGUAAAUUAUCAGGUCAUGUCUGCAAAGGAUCUAGUAGGUUCUGUUUUCACUCAAGGAGGUUGGUCAAACUUUCUGUUCUCAGAGAAGAAGCUUGAGCAACGUGUUGAUGUUGCACUUGUGUUCAUAGGCAGAGAGUUACUGUCUUCUGAUGUUUCUUCUAAAAGGAACUCGGAUUCUGCCCUUGUUAACACAUUGAGUAAUCUGUUUACAGCUUCCAACUUCUCAUUGGCAUUCCCAUAUAUUGCUGCGUCAGAGGAAGAAAGGAUGGAGAAUUUGUUGCUAUCAGGACUUAAAGAAGCUUGCCCCAACAAUGUUGGAGUCAGCAAUAUCGUGUUCUCAGAUUCGUGCUUUGUUGAGCAUGGAACAAUUCAGAAACUUUCAGACUUGCAGUCUUUCAAAGUAAUGCUCAAUUCUCUUAUGUUUUUGUUUUACCUAAUCCCAUGCCUUCUCAGUGGUAUCACCCCUUAACUUCAUUCCCUAAUUACUCGUUAAUAAUUAACUGGAUCAUUUGCUUGCUAGAAGAGAAACAAGGAAAGAAGGAGAAACACUAAAUUAUUUUUAUCAUCAUGUAUUUUUAAGUUUUUUUGAAUUUUAUGUUUUUAUUUGCUUAA